This is a messenger RNA of Penicillium crustosum, 792 nucleotides long. Its product is annotated as DUF3716 domain-containing protein. Lineage: Eukaryota; Fungi; Ascomycota; Eurotiomycetes; Eurotiales; Aspergillaceae. The coding region runs from base 1 to 792 and encodes 263 amino acids. The record is from RefSeq and is a predicted model, not a curated record. The transcript is spliced from 4 exons.
AUGGAUAACCAUGCGGCUCUGCCGCCUUACUCUGCGACUAACAACCCUGUUACCUUACCUCCACCCUACACGGGAACAGAUGAGCGUACCCCAGGCCCAUGGUCUGUCCACGUGAAGACCUUGCCAUGGCUCGCUGCCCGAAAAGGCAGCUUCAUCAAAUCGGACUUCCAUAAAUUUCUUCCGACUAUGGAACCUCGCCGCGAGCCUACCUUACGGCCUGACAACGUGCUUUUUGGAUCCAAUAUUGCGAAUGCGGAAGCAAUUUAUAUGCAGAUGGUUGGACGAUGGGCCGAGCAGGAAUGCACCCACUGUCAACAAGAAGAGGGGCCGUUCCCUCAUUGCGUUGUCAUCGAUACCCUCGGUUGGCCAAAAAAGUGUGCUAACUGCCACUGGGGCGGUAAUUCUCGUCAAUGCUCCGACUUCAUUGAACGCCCUGACCAAUACUCACGGCCCAUCAUCCCACACGCCAGCUUUCGUCAGCCAGCACCCUCUGAGUUGAAUACUCUGCGCUCCAUCAUCGUUGAUCUUACCUCUGCCAUUUCGUAUGCUGAUCAGGCUACACACGAUAACCUUGAGGCGUGGAGAAGUUCACGUGGAAUGGCCCAGGAACUACGAUCUCGCCUAAAUCAGGGGGAUCAUAUUCGCACCUCAGAUGUUCGACGGGUCCGGGCGCAGAUUCUAGCUGGGGUCGGUCGAGGUCAUACCGUUCAAUUCGCUGGACAGGCAGUUGCACGGCACAUCCAGGAUCUCCAAAGCGCAGUUGAUGCUCUUGUUCACCGAUAUAGCGAGUAG